Messenger RNA from Linum trigynum, 2370 nucleotides. NCBI's taxonomy places the organism in Eukaryota, Viridiplantae, Streptophyta, Magnoliopsida, Malpighiales, Linaceae. The record is from the annotation of a GenBank genome assembly.
CACGUCAGCUACUAGCUUCCCCCAAGUCAACGCCCAGCUGUCUGUUUGGACUAUUAGAAUAUCUGGGCCAAAACACUCAGAUAUAACUGGGCUGCGGCCCAGGAGAAUGGUUUGCGGGCCUAAUAUUAUGUAAUUAUCCAUAUGCUCUACGCGCUGCCACGUGUCUUUUAUUCUUUCUGUCCUUGUCGGAUUGGUAAAGGCGGUGGACUGUUCGUUUUUAUAUAUCACGCGACUUCCGUGAUACAACGAAUCGAGAUUGGGGGCUAGGGUUCUGCAAGAAAUUGGAUUUUUGCCGUUGAUCGUUGGCAAUCGAUCAAUCGAGGUCGGAAGUUAGCUGCAAAGAAGAAGAUGUUGGAGGUGGUGCUGAACGACAGGCUGGGGAAGAAGGUGAGGGUGAAGUGCAACGAGGAUGACACCAUCGGCGACCUGAAGAAGCUGGUGGCGGCGCAGACUGGAACCAAGGCGGAGAAGAUAAGGAUCCAGAAGUGGUACACCAUCUACAAGGACCAUAUCACUCUCGCAGACUAUGAGAUUCACGACGGCAUGGGCCUCGAGCUCUACUACAAUUAAUAAGGUCCUUUUUUUUCUUUCCUUUCUUUGUUCUUCCCUAGGUCUUGUUUUCUCUGUAAUUCUUAGUUCUGGUUUGGUUAGCCUGCUUUGUUUGGACGUAAUAUUUUCGUGCAAUUCUGGACUAGUACACGGGGAACGGCUUGGUGAUGUUUGUGAGUUUUGGUCCCGCUAGAGCUUUGUUUGUUCUUAUGUGGAGCUUUUGAUAGCUGAAUUCCCCUUUGUUAUGGUGUUUGGUUUGAAAAUUGGUGGAUCAGUAGGGUGCUGUGUUUCAGUUUCAUCCCACCAAUUCCUUUUUAUUUGGGUAAUAGCUCUAGUUCCUGUUUAGUGAAUUGAGCUAUAUGCUUGAUUUUGGUCGUUGGUGGUGAUCCAUGACGCCGGAGGGUUGAAAUAAACCAAGCAAUAUUCCAAGUAUCUGGAAAUAUGGCCAUACCUUUGUGUUCUGUCUAUUACUCUCUUAUUAUCACCAGUUUAAAGGAUGUUAUGUUACAGAGCUUAUGGUUCUCUUGAAGAGUUCUCGUUUCCUUGUUACUAGGUCAGUGUAUUCCACACAUUGUAACCAAUUCUGAUUUGGUACGGAUUUCCGAACUGGGGUCUUUUAGAUCGUUUCUCAAGCACAGAUCUUGGAUGGAUCCCCCCAAUAUUUGUUACAUUAGAUUGGUUAGGUAGCCAUAGAGGGAUAGGAAGGAGGAAGGAUUUUCCUUUAGAGAUGAUAUAAUGCUUUGCGAUAUUAGCUUCAUUUGAUUGUUCCACCUUAUUUGCAGUGUCUUUAUACUGAGAUUGAUUAAGGAAUCGUAGGUCCCUUGGUUCUGCCUCUGGAUGCUACUGCUUACUUGUUCUUGAUGUGAGCAUUUUGUGUGGGCUUUUUGCUCCUUUUCCCUUCGGUUUAGGCCUGCUAGGAUUGAUGCAUUUGAUUUUGAGGCUAAGUGCUUUACCAGUGUUUGCUAUUUGGUGUUGGGUUUAUUCAAAUGAAGAGACCGACGAUUCUUACAGAAAUAACGUUUGCAGGUGCUGGGUACCUCUGGUAUGCUGAUGAAGGUGCGUGUGUGAUCUUCGUGGGAUGUUGGUGAUGAUGGUUCGGAAUUGUGUUUUCCCAUUUGAGCAAAACUUGGCCUGCAAACACGUUGUGUACUCCAUAUGAUACUGUCAGGGAUGUAUGCUUUAUAAGGCAUUUGAGCAGCUACCUUAUAUUAUCAUUGCUCUCGCCUGUAUUUGUUUGAACUAGUUGAUUAAGAAGAACAUCUUGUUGUCCUACGUUUGACGCUAACAAGAAAUGUUGGUGGAGUUUCGUGGCGUUUGCUUCCAGUGCUCCUCGUUUUACGGCGUCUCAGGAAGCUCAUUCAAAGCUAAUAAGAGCAUCUUCGUCAAUGCAAUUGCAAAAGAAAUUGCAUUUGUGUUUUUUAUUGUCUAACUCAAUUUUUUUUGCAAUCCACAUCACAUUCAUUUCAUUCACCUACAUCAAUGCAAUUAACUUUUAAUUGCAAAUAUAAUUAAAUAUUAUGUUUUUUAAAAUUAAGUAAAAGAGAAAAGAAAAUAAUACAAAAAACAAAAUCAAAUCUCCAUUUUUUAAGGCUUUUUUGACUUGCAUAUGGAAUUGCAUUUGUUGCAAGCUUGCAAAUAUGCAAUUGGUUUUACAAUUGCAAACACCUAUGUCAUGUCAUUUUGCAAUUGAGAAUGCAAUACCAAUGUGGAUGCUCUAAGGAGUAAUUGCUUAGUUCCUCUCAUUUUGUACUGUAAAGCAAUGGAUCAAUGGCGCUUGCAUCAUCUCUAGCAUUGUCUUGGAAAUACAUUCCAGUGUAUGGU